AUUAAUUUUAAAAUGGUCAAGAAUGUUGCUUAAGAGAGUGUGAAUUAAAAACUCUAAUUGGUGGUUAGAUCUGGAAAAAUCACCAUGGGUUACAAAUAAACUUUGAAGGCCAUUAGAAAUGGAACAGCCAAGCUUGUAUUCAUUUCAAACAAUUGUCCAACUAUCAGAAAGACCUAAAUUGAAUACUAUGCUAUGUUGGCUUAGAUCACCAUUGUUUUAUAUUAAGGAAACAACGUUGAUUUAGGUAUGGGGGUUUAAUUGGGAGGCUUAGCUCUUCCUAAUUGAGUUUUAUGGGCAUUUGUGAUUUUAUCUUAUUUUAGGUACCGCCUGUGGUAAAUUACACAGAUGUUCAAGUUUAGCCAUCAUCGAUGCUGGAGAUUCUGACAUCUUAACAUAAUAAUGAUACAUUUUUAUUAGUACAAUAUUAUUCAUCAUUAAUUUUUCAAAUCG
Molecule: messenger RNA, 450 nt
Organism: Paramecium sonneborni
Lineage: Eukaryota; Ciliophora; Oligohymenophorea; Peniculida; Parameciidae
Source: the annotation of a GenBank genome assembly